GAGCCGCUCACGUUCCUCCAGAACAUCGACCACAUCGACAUCAGCGACACCAAGACGGUGGAGGGCGUCGUGUUCUACGUGCUGGACGUGUACGUGCGCCACGAGCUCAGCCGCAUCCCGACCAACAACAACAACAACAACAACAACAACAACAACAACAACAACAGCAACAACAAGCAGCACUGGCACUUGGAGAAGCUCCUGUCUCCGCUAGCUGAAGAGCGCAAAGUUCCUGACUUCCGCGUGUUGCGCCGCUUCAGUGACUUUGAGACGCUGCGCGGGCGUGUGACGGCCGCCUCGCAGCAGCAGCUCAUGACCACGUGCCCGUACUGCGAUUCCAUCCGCGUCUUCAUGUUCGCGUGCUACCGCCGACCAACGGCUUUCGUGAAGCUGUGCACUGGCCCAGAGACCCGCAAACAACUGCUCUCGCAGUUCAUCAACCGCCUCAUUGAAUACGCCGUGGGGCACCCCAAGUCGGAUGUGAACACGCGCCCGCAGGACGUGUGGUGCCUCGGCUUCCAGUCCAUUCCUGUUCUGGUUGAGCAGUUCCUCCAG
Molecule: messenger RNA, 555 nt
Organism: Phytophthora sojae
Lineage: Eukaryota; Oomycota; Peronosporomycetes; Peronosporales; Peronosporaceae
Exons: 1
Source: RefSeq, a predicted model, not a curated record